CCUGGUGCAACUAAAAUCAAAUAUUUUAAAAAGAAAAAAAUUUAAAUUAAAUACUUAUAAACCAAGAAAAAUGGAAUCCGAGGCCUCUAAAUCACCAACAACAUACAAAAGAAUUCAAAUGUGGACUGAUGGAGAGACCAGACAGCUCUUGGACUUUUAUGCCAAUUACAUGGUUGAUAUUGGUCCAAUGAAGAAGUUUAAAACAAAAAAAGAAAUGUGGGCAGACAUUGCGUCAAGAAUUCCAGAUAAAACUCCCAAGCAGUGCGAGGAGCGGUAUAAAACUAUAUUAAAAAGAAAAAAAGUGGCAGUUGAAAACAACAAAUCCUCCGGUUCGAAAAGGAAAAGUAUAGAUUUUGAAGAAGAACUAAACAAAAUAAGUUCAAUGGAUGACUCCAUCGAACCGGAGGUCCAAAUAAGCAGCCAAAAGUUUUUAAAAGUAGAAAAGAAAGACAUUAAAAAAACUGAAGAGACAAAAAUAAAAAAGAAAACAAUUCAAGAAACAUUAAUAGAAAUUGCAGAGAAGAAGGAAGAAGCUAAGGAAAGACGACACCAGGAAAAAAUGGCCUUACUGCAAAAAGUUUUGGAAGCUAAAAAUAAAUAAGAAAAGCUGCGUAUAAUUUAAAAAAAGUACAAAUAAUUUUUUGUGAUACUAUGUUUAUAGAAUUAAAAUAUAUAUUUAUCUUGUUGAAUUAUACAAAAGGGCUUUAAU
This is a messenger RNA of Lucilia cuprina (Australian sheep blowfly), 709 nucleotides long. RefSeq lists its product as uncharacterized. The transcript is spliced from 2 exons. Bases 71 to 601 code for a protein of 176 amino acids. Lineage: Eukaryota; Metazoa; Arthropoda; Insecta; Diptera; Calliphoridae. The record is from RefSeq and is a predicted model, not a curated record.